AUGAAGGCUGGUGGGAGUGAGAAAUGGAAGCCUCCAACAAUUGGUACUGUAAAGAUCAAUGUAGAUGGCUCAUUUUUUCAGAAUACGAAUAUAGGUAGUUCUGGAUUUGUGGUGAGGGAUUCUGAUGGGAGGUUUUUGGCUGGAGGAGGACAGUCUUAUCAGGGUGUGAUUUCAGCAGAGCAUGUGGAGGCACUUGCGUGCAAACAGGUUGUUCAGUUUGCUAUAAUGCAUCACUUUGUUCCGACAGUUAUUGAGACUGAUGCACAAGGGCCGACAUCCAUCACAGCUCAAGAAGUUGAGGACGAAAGUGAGUUUGAUUAUCUGAAAGACAGUGAGAAAGGGCCAAAGCAUUGGGGAGAGCUUAGGGAAGAAUGGGGAGCAUGUAAAACUGGGAGACUGCAAUCUCCGGUAGAUUUGCAUAGUGAGAUCGUGGAAGUACACCCCAACAAUGGGGAGGUGAGACUCAAGUACAGGCCUUCAUAUGCAAUAAUCAAGAAUAGAGGCCAUGACAUUUCGAUCCAGUGGAAGCUAGGUGCAGCUGGAUCCGUGGAGAUUAAUGGCACAGAUUACUGGCUAGAUCAAUGCCACUGGCACUCACCAUCUGAGCAUACAAUUAACGGUAACAGAUUCGACCUCGAACUUCAUAUGGUUCACCGAAUCCCUGGUCCAAAUGUCGGAAACAACAUAGUUGUGGUUGCAUACCUCUACAAAACUGGCAAGCCUGAUAUGUUUCUCUCCCAGGUAAGCCAGGAUAUCAAGAGCAUGAUUGAUGUAGAGGCAGAGAGACACAGAGGGGUGGUUGAUCCAAGAGAUGUGAAGAACGGUGGCGCUAAAUUUUAUAAGUACAAAGGCUCACUCACUGUACCUCCUUGCACUGAAGGAGUAACUUGGAUCAUACACAAAAAGUUAACUACUGUAUCAAGAAAGCAAAUGGAGUUGCUUCGAGAAGCUGUUCAUGACUACGCAGAACUGAAUGCAAGACCAUUACAAGCUCUGAAUGGCCGAGAUGUGCACUUUCAUGUUUCUGAGUCUCACUUAAUGGAUUAA
Messenger RNA from Fragaria vesca subsp. vesca, 1047 nucleotides. RefSeq names its product bifunctional monodehydroascorbate reductase and carbonic anhydrase nectarin-3-like. Gene Ontology annotation, molecular function: zinc ion binding; carbonate dehydratase activity. NCBI's taxonomy places the organism in Eukaryota, Viridiplantae, Streptophyta, Magnoliopsida, Rosales, Rosaceae. The transcript has 7 exons. The record is from RefSeq and is a predicted model, not a curated record. The coding region runs from base 1 to 1047 and encodes 348 amino acids.